AUGGAGACUCUCAAGAAGAGAUGGUCAUGGCUGAUCGACAUCCAUGAUCCAUCAGCCGUAACUCAAAAGCCCCCAUUCCAGAAAACCACGACAGGUCACGUCGCUAACCCUAUGACCAGUCAUUCCUCAUCCUCUAUUAGGUAUGCUGAUGAUAUUAUUCCGGCUGAUCCUCGAAGAGCAGUGCACACAAGGGAUGGAGUGUGGGGGUUCGGGUCUACUGUACCUGCUACUGUACCUGCUACUUUACUGUGUCAUGUAUUAUGCUACUGUAUCCUCGCCUUUUGGUUGCCUCGUCUUUGGGGCACGGACGGUGUCCUAGUCCUGAUCCUCCUAUCCCUGAUUCUAUUGCUGGGAUCAAUGUCCCGGUGGAUGAGGUCGAGUCAGUCCACUACAGCCUACAGGAUCGAUCGCAUGACGAAGCGCGUUGCAUUGUGUGUCCCGCUGUGCCAAAGAGAGCAUCCCCGAUCGGAAUGGCUGGUAGGGGUCAAGAGCUAA
Molecule: messenger RNA, 495 nt
Organism: Aspergillus niger
Lineage: Eukaryota; Fungi; Ascomycota; Eurotiomycetes; Eurotiales; Aspergillaceae
Exons: 2
Coding region: 1-495 (164 amino acids)
Source: RefSeq, a predicted model, not a curated record